UCGCAAGAAAGAAAAACGAAAAAAACGCGCAUAUACAUCCGUCCCUGGCAUCUUCGUUUUUCGAUUUUGAAAUCGGGCUAAGAGUUCCGACCUAAUCGAUUGGGGACGGGACUUGACUCUACAAAAUCCUUUCAAAGUUCGCUUCUCGUUACAGAAAAUGGGUUUCUGGACUUUGCUAGAAGGGCUUCUUCUUUUUGCAAAUGCACUGGCUAUUCUGAAUGAGGACCGAUUCCUUGCUCGAAGAGGGUGGACCUUGGCUGAGCUUCCAGGCGGUAGAAGAAAUUCACUUAAGGGGCAAAUGAUUGGGCUCAUACAUGCAUGCCAAUACAUGAGACUCCCACUUAUGAUUUUGAAUAUCAUCAUUAUUGUUGUGAAGAUGUUCUCAGGUUGAGGUUAAAUGGGACAGGUUCGUUACUUGUGACAUUAACUAAUCUCUGUGCACUGUGAUUCUAACUAAAUCCCGGCCAAAAUUGCUUAUGCAUGAUUGUUUCAGUCCCAAGAAGUAGAGCUAGAACAUGUCAGAAUUGAGAUCAUCUAUUUUUAUAGGACAUGAUAGUACGAUUCUGCGA
Tripterygium wilfordii is the source of this 569-nucleotide messenger RNA. RefSeq names its product protein transport protein yos1. Gene Ontology annotation, cellular component: endoplasmic reticulum membrane; COPII-coated ER to Golgi transport vesicle; Golgi membrane. The record is from RefSeq and is a predicted model, not a curated record. Lineage: Eukaryota; Viridiplantae; Streptophyta; Magnoliopsida; Celastrales; Celastraceae. The coding region runs from base 158 to 391 and encodes 77 amino acids. The transcript is spliced from 2 exons. Gene Ontology annotation, biological process: endoplasmic reticulum to Golgi vesicle-mediated transport.